CACUUUCCGCUUUCCUUUUCGCUUGCGGCCUUCGAAGAGUGCGGACAGAACAUUUUCGGUGUCCGCGUUUCCUUCUCAAAUUUUGGAUUUUUCUAAAAUUUAGGAAAGAAAUGGCGGUUAAAACAGCGAAAUGUGUUUUGUGAUCGAUGUCACAAAGCAUAGCACCGAAGUUCUGUGCGAAUAUUACAGUAGAAUCUCGCGAUUGUUGGCACAAAGUCGGGUCGUUCAAAACCUCCCUGACCACGGGACGAAGUUGCGGUACGUCCGUCGCACUCUUAUUAGAGAGAUGUACUUCCGUGGUGAUCUAGGAGUUACGAUGGCAAGGGUUCUACAGGCAGCAGUUAAGAGUGCAUCGGACACUCUUCUACUGCAAGCGAUGAGGGUCAGGAGGUGUUCCACACAGCGAAGGGUUCCAAAGCACCGCGCAGGAGGCAGACACCAUAGGAAUGUCCUACGCGCCACAGACAGUGCCCCUACACUCGGAGGGUGGGGGUCUGAGUUCGAUUUGCCAGCGGAUGUGGAAAUCGACAGGCAGCUGCUCCGCCGCUCAAGGCGGUUGGCGCAAAUCAGGGAGAGGCGCCAGAUCAGGGAGCGCGCCGAAUUCCUGAGGGACUCGCUCAUCCCCCAACUUGAAAUGACGGAGGCUUUCGAAGGGGUGACCGGCAGUGCGCUCUCCCACAUGGUCAGCAUUUACGUGUUGACUGGGGCCAUUGUGCCGCCUGCACGCGAGGACCCCAACAACCCCCAGCCAGGUCCAAGUGGCCUGCAAAACCGCGGUCGCCGUGACGGCCGCGCAGACUUCUCCGGAAGUGACGACGACGAGGAGAUGCCGCCAGGACGCCGGUUCAUGCGGUACGGAGGAGACGAGGAGGGUGGUUCUUCUUACAUUUAAAUUAUAAAUGUAUUCCUUUGCUUACUGUCAGUUUGUUCACUUUAGAAUUAGAAAGUUUUUGUUCAGUUAGAAUUUCUUAGUUUUGUUUAGUUAUUUAGAAAAUUACUUAGUAAUUUUCAUUAGUGGUUGUGACUUGGUUAAAAACUAGUUAUUAGUCAAAUUUUGUACCGUUCUUUGGGUUUAAUAAAUUACAAUUAAAUUUA
Molecule: messenger RNA, 1095 nt
Organism: Anthonomus grandis grandis
Lineage: Eukaryota; Metazoa; Arthropoda; Insecta; Coleoptera; Curculionidae
Exons: 4
Coding region: 131-892 (253 amino acids)
Source: RefSeq, a predicted model, not a curated record